GUAGGGCUUCACCAAAAGUUCCCAAACAAAGCAACUUGUCGCGUUCUACCCUCGAGCUUCGUGUUGAUGAGCUCUUGGCAGCUCAGCCCUGAGAUCUCCUGCAUCGUCAGCAUUUGCAUUAUCAGCCACACACCGACAAACGAAUUUCCUCCACGUUCCUAUAAUUGAUUGACCCUCUCAGUUUUUGUUGUAGUUAAACCUCUAAACAGGUGCCUACUUCAGAAACCACCGUCAGCCCCCUCAAGUCGCAAACACUAUGGCCGCACACGAACACGAUCAUCACCUCGACGAGGAGGAGCAGCGCAACCCUUAUGCUUCAGCCAAUAAAUGGAGACAUCAGGAAUCUUCGUCAUUUGCAAAGGCGGCGCGAGAUCCCCAUUCCAGCGGCCACUCGAGAGAGUUAUCCGAUUUCCUAAACUCGGAGCGAGUCGAAGGCGAUCGGGCGGCGGCGGACGGAUCCUACCAGCCCAUUGUGGUCGGUGGCACCGACGGAGUACAUGAUGCAGCGGCUAUCCAGGGUGGGAAAGAGGUGGUAUGCGGUCCCCUGCUUAAUUAUAGACGUAUGGAAAAUAGGACUUGGCAUGGUAGCGUUUUAAUUGUUACCAAAGGUGGCGGCAAGACUCAAAGCUUUCAGCCUAUCCUAAACCUCGGACGCGUAGAAGUAGCUCGCGGACAACAGGGUCUGCUUAACGAGGGCUCAGCCGUCAAUGGGCAAAAGGCAGGAUCCAAUGCAAUUCGUAGCAACCACGGCACUGAUGUUGCAGGUAUCUGUCUCUACUCCGACCCAAGAUGCACGUUCUGGGCGUUCCCUCUUGCUUGUGACAUCGCCGACACCGAAACCAAGUGGGCAUAUUCGAUCGCCGACGUUCAUUACAAGAGCGAGACGAAGCCUAAGACCAACUAUUUCUUCGUUCCUGCCAUUGACGAGUCGAUGCGUAUGAUGUUCCAUUCAUGCAAUGGCUUCAGCGUAGGCACUGACGAAGAAGCGUGGAGUGGACCAGCAUUAUGGAAUGACGUGAUGAGGAACCACGCGAAAUCACCUUUCCACGUCAUGAUAGGAGGUGGUGACCAGAUCUACAACGAUGGUAUCCGUGUUCAGGGACCUCUACGGGAAUGGACGGAUAUAGGGAACCCAAAGAAGCGACGCGACUUUCCUUUCCCCGAGAGCUUGCGCGAAGCCUGUGACGAUUAUUACCUGAAGAAUUACAUUCGAUGGUAUUCCAUCGAGCCGUUCGCGGCGGCUAACGGACAAAUACCUCAACUAAACAUUUGGGAUGACCAUGAUAUCAUUGAUGGUUUCGGAUCAUACGUCAACGACUUCAUGAAUUGCGAUGUCUUCCGAGGCAUUGGCGGUACUGCCCAUAAAUAUUAUAUGCUCUUCCAACAUCACCUAGCACCGCCUGCUUCUACAUAUACUUCGGAUGCGCCUAAGGCAGGGGAACAUGGACCGGAGGAGGAUCCAAAGCAACUUGUGGAUACGUAUGUCAAACCGCAGGCCUUCGAUUCGUCUUACAUCAUAGGUAGCAGUCCUGGACCAUACGUCGCUCAGCACUCGAUGAAUAUGUUCAGUAAACUUGGCGCCAGAAUCGCGUUCUUAGGCAUUGACGCGCGUACCGAGCGUACACGACAUCAAGUCAACUACGAGGAGACAUACGAUCUCAUAUUCGGCCGUGUAAGGGAAGAACUCGGGGCAGCGCAAGCAACUGGCCAGCCUUACAGACACUUGAUCCUGUUAUUAGGUAUCCCCAUUGCGUAUCCGCGACUCACGUGGCUCGAGAACGUGUUUAGUAGUCCUCUAAUCGCUCCCGUGAAAUUCUUAAAUAGAAGAUUCGGGUUCGGUGGUGGUGUAUUCAAUCAUUUCGACGGCAGUGUGGAUCUUCUUGACGAUUUAGAUGACCACUAUACGGCUAGAACCCACAAGAAGGAGCGAAAUGCCCUAAUCCACCGGCUCCAAGGAGUCUGUGCCGAGUUCUCUGUCCGACUUACCAUUCUUGGAGGCGAUGUUCACUUGGCAGCUCUAGGGCGCUUUUACUCGAACCCGAACCUACAUAUUCCUGUCGAGAAAGAUCACCGUUAUAUUGUCAAUGUGAUCUCCUCGGCCAUUGUCAAUAAACCCCCGCCAGCAGCCAUUGCCAAUCUGCUAGCAAGCCGUAACAAAAUCCACCAUCUUGACCCGGAUACUGACGAAACGCUCAUGGCGCUCUUCGAUAAGGAUCCUGGUACUUCCAACAAGACACGGUCAUCCAACAAUGUCACCAUGCCUAGUCGAAACUACUCAAUAAUCACGGAGAAUUCGCCAAAUAAUCGCGGUGAUGUUGGUAGCACUGCUGAAGUGGCGACGGAUGCUAAUCCACCAGAGAAUAAAUUUGACGGAAAGAACGGCCACUCAUUCCUAUCCCAGGGAGAAUUCGGUGCGGGAACCAAACAUAAGGCGGCCGAUUUCGAGAGACACGGUAAGACUAACGAUGGAGGCCUCGAUGUGUGCAUACGAAUAGAAAUCGACCAGCACGACAAAGAGGGCAAAACUGAACCGUACGGUCUGACAAUUCCGGCGCUUGAUUACGAGGCCGGCAGGUUUGGAACCAACGCGCACUCUCACCAUCUCACUCCCCACAAAAGUCGUCCGGGCACCUCUGGAGCCGCAAGUACGAUCCCCGCAACAAGCAUUCCAUCGCUACCAGGAUCAAUACCCGAUGUGCCUGAACGUCCCCUAUGAAGGCAAACCUAGAUUGGCCGUUAGUGCAUAUAAAGAUGUUUUUAUUAGCAAUUUGAGACGGUUUGUCUCGGGUUGCUAUGGGGUUUUGUGAAGAUAGCACGCGAGUGCAAGUGUUUAAUAGGGUGGAGUCGCGAUCCGCCUUAUUCUUGACUGAAGAGUCUAGCCAGAGAAGGACGUUAGGAUUAGAUAGUAGUCUACCUGCGUCUAAUAGGAGGAUAAGAAAAUAAUACCCACGAGGAUUGCUGCAUUGCAUUUGUUUUAGAUUCCCCCAUCGGUGGUUUUGGUACUCUUAUACUCUACUGCUAAUAAUCA
Annulohypoxylon maeteangense is the source of this 3028-nucleotide messenger RNA. RefSeq lists its product as uncharacterized. NCBI's taxonomy places the organism in Eukaryota, Fungi, Ascomycota, Sordariomycetes, Xylariales, Hypoxylaceae. The transcript is spliced from 3 exons. Bases 257 to 2716 code for a protein of 819 amino acids. The record is from RefSeq and is a predicted model, not a curated record. Gene Ontology annotation, cellular component: membrane.